Paramormyrops kingsleyae is the source of this 6070-nucleotide messenger RNA. RefSeq names its product collagen, type XVII, alpha 1b (gene col17a1b). Lineage: Eukaryota; Metazoa; Chordata; Actinopteri; Osteoglossiformes; Mormyridae. The record is from RefSeq and is a predicted model, not a curated record. Gene Ontology annotation, biological process: glomerular basement membrane development. Gene Ontology annotation, molecular function: extracellular matrix structural constituent conferring tensile strength.
AACAUAAAAGCAUAAAACCAGUAAGAGCAGAAAGGGCUGGACGCGCACCUAGACUCCAUCCGAGGCGCACUGGCAGAAGUGAUCACCAAGUUUCCUUCUUCACCUUCUCCUAAUUUUGGUUUUGAUAAUUCUCCUUGCAAUUUGGGAUUGAAGUUAUGGAAUGGACAGUUUGACAAGGUACAGACACACUUCGGGUGGGAGAUCGGAAUCUCUAGGCAAAGUUGUGACAGAAAAUAUCACCAAGAGUACAACACUGGCAUCGUUGCCUCCCAGUGGAGGUGGAGGGAGUCAGGUUAGGAGUGGCAGGUCAGGCUCUUCCACAUCUGGAGGCCUGAGGAGGGGACAGGGCUCUUCCCCAAUCUUCAUGGAAAGAAAGACCAUAACCAGUCGCUCGGCGGGAUACGACGGAAGUUCCAGUGGAAACUCUUCUCCUGAAUACCCAAGGAAGGACUAUGGUACUGCGUCAGGAGGCAUCUGCAGCAGAGGGAGGAGCCAGACAAGAGAGAGUGAGAUCCGAGCUCGGCUGCAAAGUGCUUCCCCUUCAACUCGAUGGACGGAGCUGGACGAGGUGAAGAAGCUGCUGAAGGGCAGCAGGUCUUGCAGCGUGAGCCCCACCAGGUCCCCCUCCAGCACCCUGCCCAUCCCCAGGAAGGCCAGUGUGGAGACCAGGAUUAUUUCAGAGCCCUCCCAGUCAGUCUGUGGUUUUCCGAAUAACCUGGGUACUGCUUCCACCAGCUUUCUGAGCAGUUCAGGUGUCAACGUGGGAACGAGCACUGGAGCCAACGCCGGGGUCACCCCCCAUUCCGUUUCAGGGCAGUAUGAGAGCACAGUUCUAGGUUCUACAUCUCCAUCCUACUUGUGGACCAGUUCCACUCUCCCAUCAGGUGGCUUCCAAACCAACACCAAGAACCUGUCCCCCACCACCUCACCCUCCUUGCUGCCAGGCUUUGGGGUCCAGAACAAUCUCACCCUCAGCUCCAUACCAGGGAACAGCUGCAGUACAGUCUGUGGUUUUCCGAAUAACCUGGGUACUGCUUCCACCAGCGUUCUGAGCAGUGCAGGUGUCAACGUGGGAACGAGUACAGGAGCCAAUGCUGGGGUCACCCCCUAUUCCGGGAAUACAGUCAAGCUGCAUAAUGACGACACGCUCCUUAAAGACUAUAAGUUCCUGUUGCUGGAGAAGGAGAACAUUCCAGCCAAGAAGGACAAAGAACUUCUCGUCAUGAGCAAAAACAGCGGCAAGCAGUUCAGAGAAAGAUUAAGAGACAGCACUUGUUCAGAAGACUCCGUACAGAAAGAGAAGGAGGUAUCCAUUGCAAAGCCUGCAUUUUUGCAGUACAGCCAGGACAGCUAUGGGCCCUUAAAGGCUUCUACGAAGGACAAAGCCACAUAUGCAGAGAUCCAUAAAGGGGGGGACUCCACAAAGGCAGGAGCAGGCUUCUGUGGGGGCGGCUCCUGCUGCAGCUGGUGGAAGUGGUUGCUGGGAUUGCUACUUGGCCUGCUGCUUCUGUUGGGUCUGCUCUUUGGACUUAUUGCCCUCGCGGAGGAGGUGAAGAACCUGAAGAAACGCGUUACAAACCUGGAGGAAAGACCCCACAGCGGUCGAAUGUUAGGCUUGGAAAUGAGCGGUGUACCUAAUAUGGACCAAGGCAACCUCCAGCAAACUGUGCAGCAGCUAAUGAGGUCCGAGCUACAAUCAGAAUCAUUCAGAGCUGCUUUUGCAUCCUCCAUGAGGGGAGAAAAAGGAGAACCAGGUCUCAGAGGUGAUACAGGAUAUCCGGGACCUAAAGGUGACACAGGUUUGCCAGGAGUGCCAGGUUCACCUGGGCCCAAAGGUGAUAUUGGACACGACGGAACCAAAGGUCAGAAAGGAAGUCAAGGGGACCAUGGAACAGAAGGCUCACCUGGGCCCCGGGGACGAGAGGGGCCUGCGGGGCCACGUGGGGAGGCCGGGCCUCCUGGAACUGGAGAAAAAGGGGACAGAGGUUCUUCUGGUGUUCCUGGGCUUCCGGGGCUUGUUGGGCCACCGGGUCCAGUGGGACCCAAAGGCUUUGCAGGUACGCCUGGCGCCCCCGGUGUUCACGGAGAACCUGGCGCUCAAGGCUUCCGUGGAGAAAGUGGACCAUCUGGAGCUAAAGGGGAGCGAGGGGUACAAGGGAGUCAAGGACCCAAGGGUGACCAGGGAGAGAAAGGACCACGUGGACCUUCAGGUGAUCCAGGACUGCCAGGACUUCCAGGCAUUGCUGGUGAGAAGGGACCUAAAGGAUCUGCAGGUCUUCCUGGAGCUGAUGGAGAAAAGGGCCCCAGAGGUGACCAGGGUCCGAUCGGACUGCCAGGAAUCAGAGGCCCACCAGGAUCUCAAGGCGACGCUGGUAGUUCAGGAUCUCCUGGACUACAAGGACCACCAGGAAUUCCAGGAAAUCCAGGUGCGCCUGGGACCAAAGGUGAUCCAGGUGAACCUGGAAGAAUCAUCAAUGCAGCGGGUUCGAAUUCUGUGGGCAUACCUGGUCCCCCAGGCAACCCUGGGCCGCCUGGACCUCCAGGACCAUCAGGACUGUCAGGUCCAAUUGGUCCAGCUGGGCUGCCUGGUUCACCUGGUCCUAAGGGUGCCAAAGGAGAUCAAGGACAAUAUGCUGAAAGCAAUGCAGUUCUGUCAAGCCUCCCAGGCCCUCCUGGACCACCAGGGCCGCCGGGGAUGCCAGGGCCGGCUGGCCGUGCAGGAGACUCCAGACAAGGUCCACCAGGGCCCCCUGGUCCACCUGGAAGUCCAGGAUACGGCCAGCCAGGCCCCCCAGGACAGAAAGGAGAACCUGGAAGCCUCUUGCCAAGCUCAGGAACAUUCUAUGCUGGACCUCCAGGACCCCCGGGACAACCUGGACAGAAAGGAGCGCAAGGUAUUCAGGGUCCAAGAGGAUAUCAGGGUGAACCAGGCCAACCAGGCCUGCCUGGAUCAUCAGGAAGCCUUGGAGAUCAUGGGAGAGGUCUUGCUGGCCCCUCAGGACCUAUGGGCCCCCCUGGUGCCUCAGGGCCACCUGGACCCCCAGGGAGAGAGGGACCAAAAGGUGAAGCUGGAGUACCAGGCGCCCCGGGUAUACCUGGUGCUUCCAGAGGUGGUAACUCAAGAAUCAGCCAAGGGCUACCUGGCCCCCCCGGCCCUCCUGGGACCCCAGGUCGGCCAAGUGAUGGGUCAUCGAAGGAAGAACUUCGCCAGUACAUUUUGGAGUACAUGCAGAGUGAUGCCCUCAGGAAGUACCUUAUUGGGCCCCAGGGUCUCCCCGGACCUCCUGGUGCCAGUGCUUUGGGAGCUUAUUCUGUGGAGGACUUGGCCUCCCGAGUGGUUGCCUACAUCCAGCGUACGGGAGCUGUGAUUGGAGCUCCAGGUCCAGCUGGUCCCCCUGGGUCUGUGUCUGUCAGUGACAUCAUCGCACUGAUGCAGCGGGAUGAAGUGCGACAGUAUCUGAUUGGUCCAGCUGGUCCUCCUGGACCACCAGGAGUUCUUCAGACCUCACUAAAUAUGCAGGAGGUGGCUACUCGAAUCCUUGGAACCAUGAAUGAACGUGGGAUGGUUGGAGUUCCUGGACCCCCUGGCCCUCCUGGACCUCCUGGGCCGGUAUCUUCUCACCUGCCCUCAUUAGAAAGAGUGGAGUACGUGUCACAGCCAGGGCCUCCAGGUCGACCUGGACUUCCAGGGCCUCCUGGACCUCCAGGCCUGGCCAGUGGUGGAUCCCAUAGCUCUGGCUAUAGACUCGAGGAUAUCAAACAGUACUUGCAGGAUUCUGGAUUUAAUGGACCACCAGGAGCCCCUGGCCCCCCAGGGCCAAUGGGCCCUCAGGGGCCUCCUGGGGACUCCAGAGGACUGGUGUCAUACACUGGAAACUCUCAGCAGGAAUGGGUGCAUGCCUAUUUACAGCAGUAUUUCAGCAAUGAGAGUGUCCGUCGCUCCAUCACAGGCCCACCUGGCCCUCCUGGUCCUCGGGGAGAGAAGGGGGAACGCGGGGAUAGCAGCUACAUCCUGGGGACUACCCACGAGCGCAGCCACGGUCAGAGUAGCGACCACGCAUACGGUCAAAAUGGUGAGCGCGGGUACCAUCUAGAUGAACGAAGACAGGGCCAGAAUGGCAACACAGGAUACGGCUACAAUGAAAGGCGGCUGGAAACAGCGGACUACUCAAAUAUGGCUUUGAAAGUGGCCGAGUAUAUCAAGAGCCAGGGUCUACUGCGGGGCCUGAUUCCAGACGGUCAUGGGCUGGAGCGAUGGGAUGUCCAGGGUCCCCCCGGCCCCCCCGGCCCACGUGGCGCUCCAGGAUAUAGCCGCAUCAUUGGGUACCAUGGCAACGUGACGGCUGAUCUCAUGGACUUCUUCAGAACACAUGGAGCCAUUGUUGGCCCAGCCGGCAUACCUGGACCACAGGGGGAGAGAGGGUAUCCUGGACUGAAAGGUGACAGAGGUGAAGUGGGAUCUCCGGGGCAACCAGGCCGUGAUGGCCCCAGGGGAGAGAAGGGCGAAAAGGGAGAGCCAAUGGUGGUUGGGCGUCGGAAGAGGAGGAGCUUGGGGGUGUGACGGCACAAGAGAAGACGAGGAGCCACUCAUUACACUUUCUGCACAAUAGCAUUUAACAUAGAAUUAUAGUGCCUGGGUAGAGCUAGAAAAAGUAACAAAUUAGCGGUGUGCUUCUUACCUACACAGCCAUAUAUAUUUCCUUGUACAAUUCACUUUGACAAAUAGAGGGAAAAUUCAAACCAGUUUAAGUUUUAAACCCCAAAUGGAGAGUUAAAACCUAAAUUUUUACAAUUCCUUCUCUAUACCGCAUGCCCAUUUCUGGGCCGCGGAGGUCCAGAUCCUAUCCUGGAAACACAAUACAAAUUAAUACUGGGGAGUCCAAUGCCAGCUCCCCCCAUAGGACCCAACUGAUGUGUAGUGCCACAGGUUAGGCUUUGUGUCUGUCAUCAGAAGAGCAUAGGUUCAAAUCCUUUAUUUGGGAAAGUAGUUGCAUGACUGCUAGGCCCUUGUGCAAAGUCUAAACCACCCCCCCCCCCAAAAAAAAACAGCCCUAAGGUGCUAAAUAAAGGUCUGAUACCAGGCUCCAUUCGCACUAAUAUAUGUGCACCUCUACUGGGAGAGAAAGGUGGGAUGUGUGAAAACUAAAGAAUUCCUACGUAACUGGUGAAUAAAGCAUCUUUUUUCACGUGUGGAUAAGUCAAGCUUAAACCAUACAAAUGAGUAAAAUACAACAUUUUUUUUUCCUGAAAUGAUCAUUUUGCACAGUUACUGAAUUUGCCAACCCAUGUGAUCCGUACAUGGUAGGUCAGAUAUUGCUUUUGUUUUUGCAAGUUACAGUAGAUGAGUACAUUUAAAACUUCAGUAGUGGCAGAUUUUUAUUUUUGUUGGGAGUGCUUUUGUAUUUUUGUACCUUUUUUAAAACACGACUUGCAAGCUUUUUUUGUACACUGAAAACCUCUGAACUAAAAUGUGGUCUAAUUCAAAAUUAGGGGGUUGUUUUACUCUCACUAGCACUUAAAUUUUAUACUACCCCAGAAAUGUAUUUAAUAAUUAACAUUGUCUUUUAUUUAAAAAAAAUAUUCCAGCAAACAUUUUAAGUUGGUUUAUUUUGAUACGCAUUGUCUGAUUUAAAAUAGCUUCCACUGACAUCAAAAAAGAUUUAUAACAUGGAAGCAGCAUCCCUCACAAUAUUUUGUGGUUUGCAGUUGAGAAACCUUUCCAGCGAGUUUUUUCCACAGUAAAGUGUUCAGCUUCUUAUGUCCCUAAAAGCCAGCCCUUACGGAAGUGAUGCACCAGGAAAGAAUAUCAAUGCAGUGCUACAAUGUAAUGCAACAACCAAUUUUGGCAAUAUAUUACAAAAUUGCAGACUACAUUGUGUCAAAAACAACAGGUGUAAGCUCAUUCAUCACUGUCUCUGUGACCCAUUGAAAGAUAAAACCUUUGACAAGGCUGGACACAGUCAUGGACUUGAAUCAUGAUGAACAGUAACAUGGUUUAUUUACAAUGAUGUUGACCUACAGAGGUGUUUAAAAAAUAAAUCCAUCAAAUAAAUCCACUUUUAAAAAUCAA